Guillardia theta CCMP2712 is the source of this 615-nucleotide messenger RNA. RefSeq lists its product as hypothetical. NCBI's taxonomy places the organism in Eukaryota, Cryptophyceae, Pyrenomonadales, Geminigeraceae. Gene Ontology annotation, molecular function: protein binding. Bases 1 to 615 code for a protein of 204 amino acids. The record is from RefSeq and is a predicted model, not a curated record. The transcript is spliced from 8 exons.
AUGGAGGAAAGAAGAGCGAUGGCUGGAACAGCGCCGAGGGAGAGGAGGAGGAGCUAUCGGGCGAGGAGGGCGGUGCUAAGGCUGAAAGGAGGACGACCCGACGAUGUGGAGAUGCUCUACUGGAAGUCGCUCAAGGAAACUUCGCACUGGAACAGAGCUGCUGGGGUCCUCGAGCACCAGGUCACCGUGGACGACGAGUCGGUGCAGGAGCUUGCGGUCAAGCUCGGGCAGCUUGCUGGGAACCAAUCUGGACUGUCUCUGAAAGAAAGAUCGCAGCUCAACGACCAAGACUUGUUCAACCUUGCAAAGAGAUUGCAUAUCAACAAGAACGAGCACAGGGCUGCAGAAACUCUUUACCGAAUGUGCAUAAGGGAGAAUCCGUAUCAUGUUGGGGCCCUGUGCAACUACGGAGUUCUGCUUGAAGAAUUCAAGCAAGAUGCGAAGUCAUCGGAAAGUCUUUUCAGGGUUGAGGAGGCAGGAAGGAUGUACGAGGAGGCGCUGCAGGCGGACGAAGAUUUCCUUCCUACCCUGAAGCAGUACUCUGCCUUCCUUGUGCUGACAGGUGGAAACUUCAGCCGGGCGGAGGAGCUGUUUCUCUUAGCCCUUGAAAGUUGA